AUGGAGCGGGCCCGGCCCCGGGGCGGCAGGGGCGGCUUCUUGGCGGGCCGGGGGUCGGUGCUGCCGCCGCUGCUGCUGCUGCUGUGGCUGUGCCCCCAGGCCCCGGGGGGGUCCCCCGCCUGGCUGCUGGGGCUGCGGCCGGAGGACACGGCGGGCGGACGCGUGUCCCUGGAGGGGGGCACGCUGCGGGCCUCGGAGGGCACCCGCUUCCUCCUGCGGGUCUUCUUCCAGCCGGGGCCGGAUAACGGGACGGAGGAGCGGGUGCCCCGGCUGCUGUUCGUGGAGGAGCCCCCGGCCCCGGCCCCGGCCCCGGCCCCGGCCCCGGCCCCGUCCCCGUCCCCGGCCGGUCCCGGGGGCGCCCAGCGUUGCCUCGGGGCCAGCGGCCGGACCUCGGACGUGGAGGUGCUGGGUCCCCUGCGGCCGGGCGGGGCUGCGGGGUCGGCCCUGGUGGAGGUGUGGGUGCGGGAGGCGCGCAAGGGCGGCGGGGCGUCCAGCCUGUUCUCCCUGUGCGCCUGGGACGGGCGAGCCUGGCACCACCACGGCGCGGCCGGGGGGUUCCUGCUGCGGGUCCGGCGGCGGGCGGCGGGGCCGGGCGUCGGGCUGCCGCCGUCGGGCUGGCUGCGGGGGCUGGGGGCCGUGCUGCUGCUGCUGCUGUCGGCCCUCUUCAGCGGGCUGCGGCUCAGCCUGCUGGCCCUCGACCCCGUGGAGCUCCGCGUGCUGCGCAACAGCGGCUCGGCGGCCGAGCGCGCCCAGGCCGGCCGGGUGCAGGCCGUGCGCGGCCGGGGCACCCACCUGCUGUGCACCCUGCUGCUGGGCCAGGCCGGGGCCAACGCCGCCCUGGCCGGCUGGCUCUGCGCCGCCGUGCCCCCGGGGCCCGGACACCGGGCCGGCGGCGGGGAGGACCCCGGCGUCCCCUUCCCCUGGCUGCCGGCGCUGCUGUGCGCCGGGGCCGUCUUCCUGGGGGCCGAGGUGGGGCCCUACUCGGUCUGCUCCCGCCACGGGCUGGCCAUCGCCUCCCGCAGCGUGGGCCUCACCCGCCUGCUCCUGGCCCUGGCCUUCCCCCUCUGCUACCCGCUCAGCCGCCUGCUGGACUGGGCCCUGCGCCAGGAGAUCAGCACCUUCUACACGCGGGAGAAGCUGCUGGAGACCCUGAGGGCCGCCGACCCCUACAACGACCUGGUCAAGGAGGAGCUCAACAUCAUCCAGGGCGCCCUGGAGCUGCGGACCAAGGCGGUGGAGGAGGUCCUCACCCCGCUGGGCGACUGCUUCAUGCUGCGCUCCGACGCCGUGCUGGACUUCGCCACCGUGUCCGAGAUCCUGCGCAGCGGCUACACCCGCAUCCCCGUCUACGAGGGGGACCGGCGCCACAACAUCGUGGACAUCCUCUUCGUCAAGGACCUGGCCUUCGUCGACCCGGACGACUGCACGCCGCUGCUGACCGUCACCCGCUUCUACAACCGGCCCCUGCACUGCGUCUUCAACGACACCCGCCUGGACGCCGUGCUGGAGGAGUUCAAGAAGGGAAAAUCUCACCUGGCCAUUGUCCAGCGGGUAAAUAACGAGGGAGAAGGGGAUCCAUUCUAUGAGGUGAUGGGCAUCGUCACCCUGGAAGACAUCAUAGAGGAGAUCAUCAAAUCAGAGAUCCUGGAUGAAACUGACCUUUACACAGACAACCGGAAGAAGCAGAGGGUCCCCCACCGGGAGCGGAAACGGCAGGACUUCUCCCUCUUCAAGCUCUCAGACUCCGAAAUGAGAGUGAAGGUUUCACCGCAGCUUCUGUUGGCCACGCAUCGAUUUAUGGCCACAGAGGUGGAACCCUUCAAGUCCCCGUACUUCUCUGAGAAAAUUCUGCUCCGGCUCCUGAAGCACCCCAAUGUGAUCCAGGAGCUCAAGUUUGAUGAGAGGAACAAGAAGGCCCCAGAGCACUACCUCUACCAGCGCAGCCGUCCCGUCGACUACUUUGUGCUCCUUUUGCAGGGUAAAGUGGAGGUGGAGGUUGGUAAAGAAGGGCUUCGCUUCGAGAAUGGAGCCUUCACCUACUACGGUGUCCCAGCCAUCAUGACCACGGUCUGCUCAGAUAACGACGUGCGGAAGGUUGGAAGCCUGACUGGAUCCUCCGUCUUCUUGCCUGUUUCAGUGUCUCGAACCUUUGCCCACAGCAGAAGGGAAUCCUUGGCAGACUCCCCAGUAAACCGAUCCCCUUCUCGCUGCAGUGGGUUGAAUUGCUCAGAGUCUCCAAACCGAGAGCGCAGUGACCAUGGGGGGAGCACCACUCAGCUGUACACCAGCAACAACCUCUACACGCCUGACUACUCAGUCCACAUCCUCAGUGAUGUUCAGUUUGUGAAGAUCACCCGGCAGCAGUACCAGAAUGCCCUGACCGCUUGUCGCAUGGACAACUCGCCCCAGUCCCCCGAUGCAGAGGCCUUCACCAACGGGGACUCCACGAAGGCCUCGACGGUCCGGGGGACACCACAGACCCCCAAGGACGAGCCUGCCGCCACCCUCCUGAAUGAGAGGAGCAGCUAUCAAUGCAGCCGAUCAGAUGGACUGAGGAGCCCCAGCGAAGCGGGCUACCUGAGGAUGGAGGAGGUCCCCUUCAUCCAAGAGGAGCUGGCUGACAACGAGGAGAAUGGAAAACGGCAGUGUUUGCUGCCCACGGCCCCUGCCUCAGAGAGGACAGCUGGUGAAUCUUGUAACAUCACCCUGGACUCCGACGCUCCAAACGUGGACCUUAUGACCAGUCCCUCGGGGAGUAAUUUCGAGGAAACUCUGGGCAAGAAGCUGCUGAGAACACUGAGUGGUCGAAAGAGAAAGCGGUCAUCUGAGGGAGAACGGACGCCUGAGGAAAAUUCCAAUUUGACCCCUCUCAUCACCUGACAGGAAGCAGGAGGGAGCAGGGGCCGGAGAUGUGAACGACCAGGAUUCUGAUGCUGCUCCUUGGGGGUUGGCCUCUCCAUCGCUCGCUCCAUCCCAGAGGCCGGCCCCUGGCACCAGAGACACUCGCUUGCUUUUCCUCUUCAUGUUUCCAUCCCCACCUGUCAGAUCGAUAGCCCACCUCUCUCAGCAACAAUGUGGCCCAAAACCCUGCUGAUGUAAACCACCACCAAUGGAGACGCUCCAGCAGUGAUUCGGAAGGAGCUUGCCAAGAGUGACCAGAGACUUACCUCUCCCUGCUUGUUCCACGUCCUUGGAUCCGGCAGGAGACAAUAGAUGAGCAAGAGUAUGGGCAUCGGAGUCUCCUUUCCUCGUCCUUGUGGGAUGAAGAGCGACUGAUGCCGCCACUCCACCCCCUGCACGUGACCCAGCACCCGGGCUACCCCUGGACUAACAGUGCCCUGGAGGUGGGUGACGUCUCUGGCCCAGCAGAUGGAAUUAGGCUAUACCUGGGCCCAAACCAAGUUGGGUGACCCAGCAUUUGUUCUGUCCAGGUCUCUUGCAAAGCAAGAUUUGGGCUGGUAGAGGAGCUGGGGAUCUGAAUUGAGGUGAAGAAGCUGUGAUGUGGAUCUCAGAGGAGAAGAGGGCAGGGGGACCACACCUUCCAUUCAUCCUGCCCACCCUCAGGGCACGUGGACCCCCAGCUGGUCACUUCGCACGGGGCAGAGCGAGGCAGAUAGUGGGUUAGAGCCAAGGAUGGAAGUUCACGUUUCCUUUAAAGCGCCUUUUCGGCUGUUGAUGAGUUUUGCCAUUUGUAAACCAAAGAGAGCCAAGUGGACCGCAAGGGAAGGCGGAAUGUGCCUGUUACCCCCUCACGUGGGGCAGCCUGAGCUGGCUGAGUCACAUGGGCAGAAGUAAUGGAAAGCCCUUCUCCCUCCCUCCCUCCUUCCCAACCCCUGCCCCAAUACCCAUAUUCCCCUGGUCCGAGGGAUGGGACCAGGGUGGAGGAGAAAGGUGGUGGAAGUCAAGCUGUCCAACUCGAAUCACUGUGGAGUCAGGAGGCGGCACUGACAGCAGGAACAAACCCCAGCUAGAGAGCUGUGGCCCAGCCCAAUAUAAACCCGUCCCUUUCACGCAUGGCCUAAAGCCUAGCGAUGCAUGAGUGUGCGCUGACCCUCAGACCACCUCGCCCAUUGUCAGUCACUUACCUGGCAUUUGGGGCCAGUAGCCAAGCAGCAGCUCUGCACCCCUCACAGGGGGCAAAGCCAACCGCCCCCUUAGGCAGAGACCUGUAAUCAGCUGCUUUCGCCCGGCCCCCACCCCUGCACGGGGAACCGUGGGGCGGGAGGUGCCCUCCCCUGCUUCCAGCAGUUCUCCCUGCCCAAGGGGCCCCGGGGUUCAGCUCAGGGCUCUUUUCUCUCGCUUUCACCCCCUGGCUCAGCCAACUGAGGAGCAGCCUAGCUCCUCCUUCAUGGAUUUUUCUUCAGGGACAAACUGUGGGGUGAGGAUUUUAGAUAAAGUAUUUCUGAAGGUUCAAACCAAUGUAAAUAGUUUUUAAAUAAAAGGCAAAUGCGUUUCCCUGGAA
Molecule: messenger RNA, 4462 nt
Organism: Ornithorhynchus anatinus (platypus)
Lineage: Eukaryota; Metazoa; Chordata; Mammalia; Monotremata; Ornithorhynchidae
Gene: CNNM1
Product: cyclin and CBS domain divalent metal cation transport mediator 1
Exons: 12
Coding region: 1-2880 (959 amino acids)
Biological process (GO): magnesium ion homeostasis; transport
Cellular component (GO): plasma membrane
Molecular function (GO): transmembrane transporter activity
Source: RefSeq, a predicted model, not a curated record